AGACGAUCUUUUCCAUGACGCACAUCUAGCGCGAAGCUCGGUUUGGGAAGCUAAAUAUUGAAAGCGAGGAGGUUAGAAAUGAGUAAAAAAGACAACGGUAAGGUAAAGCUAACUCCUAAAAUGUGAGCGAGCGAUACACAUUUGAUUUAAAAGAUUAAAGUUAGAAAGUUGAUAGGAAGUUCUUAUAAAGCUAUCCUCCGUUGUUUGCUAAUACUACCAAUACACAACACACGGUUUGCUGAGCCGACCUCGGGGUUGUACCUUUUCAUAACAAGUUAGGUCACAUAGACUCACGAUUACUUCAUGAUAAUGUUAUUCAUGCUCAGUUUAUGUAGGGGUUUUACAACACUAUUUUAUUAAUAUCUGUUAAAUUUCAUAACAUUACAAAACCUAACUCUUAGGCACGCCUACAACUGCAAACUAACCCAGUUAAAGUUGUUGCUUAUAAGUAAAACAUUCAUGGUUAUGUCUGAAGUUGUGAUCUUUUUCUACACAAGUAUUUGCUCUCUCAUGUGAUCUAAUCCCACUACUGUCACCCACAGGUGCGACUCUCAUCCUCUCCUAUCUGAACCAGAAGAACCGUCCCUACAGUGCUCAGGAUGUCUUCACUAAUCUACAGAAACAGCAUGGGUUGGGAAAAACGGUUAGAUGAGCCCUUGCGAGCAGAUAUGCAGACGUGGUGGUGCAGUGCUGUAUACAAUUAAUAAUUGAUUGUACAUUUAUGAUUGAUUAGGCUGUGGUCAAGGCCAUGGAGCUGCUGGCACUGGAGGGCAAGAUAAAGGAGAAAACAUAUGGCAAACAAAAGAUUUAUUUUGCAGAUCAGGUUAGUGUGUUUUUGUUUGAGACAAACUGGGUAAGGAGAAACACACUAACUGUCAUUCAUAAUGAUCUGUUGAUACCUCCUACAGGCUCAGUUCAGGGAUGUGAGUGAUUCAGACUUGAAAGCCAUGGACAGUCAGAUCUCCGAGCUCAGCGCAGAGGUGCACUCCCUCACUCAGUCCUGCAGACAGCGAGAUGCAGGUGAAGUUCAAAGCUGAUCUAUGAACGUUUUCACUGAAGCAAGUCAAUUGUGCACCUUUGUAGGCCACAGGAUGUCAGUGUUUUGUAAUAAAUAAACCACUUUUUUUCAGAGCUGAAGGAGCUUAACAACUCUCUGACAACUGAGGAAAUUCUGUCCGAGAUCCAAAAGCUAAAAUCUGAAUGUUCUGGGUACAGAGCACGUCUGGAGAAAAUAAAGUCAGCUACUAACCACGUCACACCUGAAGAGAAAGAAAAGGUCGGGGUUAAAUCUGUGAUUUCUAUUUUCAGUUGUCCGUUUUGAAAAACUGUAAUUCAAGUGAUCAUUUUGUUGUCCAUGACUCUUUACUUUUCAAACUAUGUUUUAAAUGACAGGUCUACAAGGAGCGUGAUGUUUAUGUAAAAGAGUGGAGAAAAAGGAAGAGAAUGGUAAUGUAAACAAACUCCUUUAACUUGUGCGUUACCAUUUUUGCUUUCAUAUGUGACACGAAGCAUUUGUACACAGGGUUCUAUUAGUUUUCCAUAGUAGUCCCUAACAGCUUAUAGUAGAGGUGGGAGAAAAAAUCAAUACACCAUAGUAUCGCAAUAUUUUGUCUGGUGAUAUAUUGAAUCGUCUCAUUUAUCAAGUAUCGAUUUUUUAAAUUAUUAUUUUAAUAUGAAGUCAAAUCUUUGAUAAUGGAAAAAUAAAAUCAACUGUUUGUCCUGUGAGGUUGGCAGAGGUGACAUCAUAGAGCAGGAGAAAGUUAGUGCAACAAAUAUAUAUAUAUAAGGUUUGUAAGAUGUGCUACAUGAAAAUAAAAUAUUGUGUAAAUAAGACAAACAUAAAGAAAGACAAAUUCUAAAUGAGCUAAACAGUUGAAAAAAUUGAUUAAAUCACAAUUUAUUGUAUCGCAAUACUCACUGUAUUGCAAAGUGUUAAAAAUCACAAUAAUAUCGUAUCGUGACCCAAGUAUCAUAAUAUUGUAUCGUGGGGCCACUGGUGAUUCCCUCCCCUAUCUUAUAGACAGUAUUUUUAUGAGAUAGUUGUUUGAAAAAAAAAAAAAAGCAGAAAAACAAACAUUAUAAUCUCAUCAGUAAUGUUCAGAAACCUUCUAUUCAGAGAGAUUUCAAGAGGACUUGAGUAGAUAGACCUCUAUUAUGAGUCAAAACAAAUCACAACUUAAUGUCACCCUUUGUGUUUUGUUUCUCUCAGGCUUCCGACAUGAUGAACCAAAUCCUGGAGGGAUAUCCAAAGAGCAAGAAAGAGUUCCUAGUGAGUGAAAGCAGCUCUUAAGAAUCCAUUCUCCAAACCUUAACCUCCUGCCCCAUCAGUGUGUUUUAGCCUGAGUAACACUCCUCAUGUCGCCCUCACAGGAUGAAGUUGGAGUAGAGACUGAUGAGGACUGUAAGGUGGUUGUUCCAAGCACUUAAAAGAAUAAAGAAACAUCGAUUUGACUCCAUGAAUGUAAGCCUGUUAAGAGCUAAGCUGAGGAUAUUGAUUUCACAUCAGAGCGGUCUAAGAGAUGGCGCUUUUUUAUUUAUAAACCUUUCUGUUGAACAAAAACUUCAUCUUAAAUAAAAGUUGAAUGUGAUAAACUUUCUGAAUAGAACAUUGAAUUUUCUUUUGCCACAGAAUUAACUGUUCCAUGUGUGACUUUGACAUGAUAGCAGGUAUGGGCGUCCCGCCACGAUUGUCAUGUCCUUGUGCAUCAGUCUGCUUUACAUUAAUCACACAGUAGCAACACUUACCAUAUUUCUUUAUAUAGAUAAAUAAUGAUAUAUUUACAAUGCAUGUAAAUCAGAAAAGAACCAUCAAAAAAGCAAAGGAAGCAACAAGAUGGUGAAACAUUUGUAUUUCACUGUGGUCAAAACAGUAAAGCUGCUUGCAUGUUAUCUGACAGCGUUUAUAUGUGUGUGAUUGUGCAUAUUAAAAUACUGGAGACUAAACUUUCAAAGACAAAACAAAAACGCUCUAAUAUAUAUUUUCAAAAUGUACACAUUAAAUACACAGGUACAGCAGUAUGAGCCCAUGAAUGAGCCAUAGUUUGAUUGCUGGUGAAGGGCACAGCGGAUAAAAAAAAAAAAAAAUCACUUUAAAAUUCGUUCUAAUGCACAGUUUGGAAUGAACUAAUGCUGAUAAUAAAAGCCACUGAUGACCAAGGUAAAAA
Molecule: messenger RNA, 3164 nt
Organism: Xyrichtys novacula (pearly razorfish)
Lineage: Eukaryota; Metazoa; Chordata; Actinopteri; Labriformes; Labridae
Source: the annotation of a GenBank genome assembly